Polyodon spathula (Mississippi paddlefish) is the source of this 2579-nucleotide messenger RNA. RefSeq names its product solute carrier family 2, facilitated glucose transporter member 4-like. Gene Ontology annotation, cellular component: membrane. NCBI's taxonomy places the organism in Eukaryota, Metazoa, Chordata, Actinopteri, Acipenseriformes, Polyodontidae. Gene Ontology annotation, biological process: monosaccharide transmembrane transport. Gene Ontology annotation, molecular function: hexose transmembrane transporter activity. The record is from RefSeq and is a predicted model, not a curated record. Bases 329 to 1828 code for a protein of 499 amino acids. The transcript has 11 exons.
ACGGCUUGGUGAGUGUUGAACCUCUCUUGCGCUGGGAUGCACUGCCUCUCGACGCGCCCCUCCCUCUCAGCCAAUAACAUCUAAAGUCCUUUCACUUCACGACUCACUCAAACCCGACUUGGACCCCUUUCCAGGCAGACUCGGAACCUCCCAACGGGACAGUUUCGCUCUCUCUCGCUGUCUCUCUCUGUGUCUCACUUUACCAAACCCGAGACUUCUUGGACAGCGUCCCCAGACCCGGCUCCAAGGCGCUGGUUUAUAGAUCCAGCUGUUAUUUGAUUUAUGUAAUUAAGCAGCUUGGACUGACCCUUACACUUCUGCAGGGGCUAUGCCGGCAGGUUUUCAACCAAUCGGAGGCGAGCGGGUGACUGGGACGCUGGUUCUGUGUGUUUUCUCAGCGGUUUUGGGGUCCCUGCAGUUUGGGUAUAACAUUGGAGUCAUCAAUGCACCCCAGAAGAUUAUCGAGCAGAGCUACAAUGCCACGUGGCUGCACCGCCACGGCACCCCCAUUCCCCCCGCCACCCUCACCACGCUGUGGUCCCUCUCUGUGGCCAUCUUCUCCAUCGGGGGCAUGCUGUCUUCCUUCAGCGUGGGCGUGGUCUCAGAGUGGCUCGGCAGGAAGAAAGCCAUGUUGAUAAAUAACCUCUUGGCUUUCAUUGGUGGCGCACUGAUGGGCAUGUCCAAGCUGGGCCAAUCAUACGAGAUGAUGAUCCUGGGACGCUUUUUCAUUGGCGCAUACUCAGGUCUGGCCUCUGGCUUGGUGCCGAUGUAUGUAGGGGAGAUUUCUCCGACCACUUUGAGAGGGGCGCUGGGAACGCUGCACCAGUUAGCCCUUGUGACGGGGAUUCUGGUAGCGCAGAUCUUCGGGCUGCAGGAGAUUCUGGGUACAGAGGAGCUGUGGCCGGUUCUCGUCGGGCUGACAGUUCUGCCCACCGUCCUGCAGAUGGCGCUGCUUCCGUUCUGCCCCGAGAGCCCGCGCUAUCUGUACAUCAUCCGCGGGGAGGAGCAGCACGCCAAGAGAUGUCUGAAGAGGCUGACCGGCAGGCAGGAUGUCAGCGAGUUCCUGUUGGAGAUGAAGGAAGAGAAGAGGAGGAUGGAGAUGGAGCGCAAGGUGUCCGUCACUGAGCUCUUCCGCUCCCCCGCCUACAGGCAGCCUGUGAUCAUUGCCGUGGUGCUGCAGCUCUCCCAGCAGCUCUCCGGGGUCAACGCUAUUUUUUACUACUCUACCAGUAUCUUUGAGAAGGCAGGGGUGGAGAGUCCGGUCUACGCUACAAUCGGAGCAGGGGCUGUCAAUACAGCGUUCACCGUGGUGUCGCUGUUCCUGGUGGAGAGGACGGGCCGGCGGACGCUACACAUGCUGGGAUUGGCUGGAAUGGCCACCUGUGCCGUCGUCAUGACCGUCGCCCUCGUCCUAUUGGAGCGGGUCCCAUGGAUGAGCUACGUUAGCAUGCUGGCGAUCUUCGGCUUCGUGGCUUUCUUCGAGGUGGGCCCCGGCCCGAUCCCGUGGUUCAUCGUGGCGGAGCUGUUCAGCCAGGGCCCCAGACCAGCGGCCAUGUCCGUCGCCGGCCUUUCCAACUGGACUGCAAACUUCGUCAUCGGCAUGGGCUUCCAGUACAUCGCAGAGGUGUGCGGUCCUUAUGUCUUCCUCAUCUUCGCCGCUCUGCUCCUCCUCUUCCUCACCUUCACCUACUUCAAGGUUCCGGAGACGCGCGGCAAAACCUUCGACCAGAUCUCGUCGGGAUUCCGUUGCCGGCCAGCCUCCCUCCUGGACAUGGAGGAGAAACCCAGCACUGAGAUGGAGUGCCUGGGAGAGGGGAGCCUGUCAUAGAGACACACUGCCUCCCUCCCUCCCUCUCUCUACUCCCCCAGUUCUGAGAUGGAGUGCCUGGGAGAGGGGAGAGGGGAGCCUGUCAUAGAGACACACCGCCUCCCUCCCUCCGUACCUCUCUCUACUCCCCCAGCUCUGAGAUGGAGUGCCUGGGAGAGGGGAGCCUGUCAUAGAGACACACCUCCUCCCUCCCUCCGUUCUUCUCUCUACUCCCCCAGCUCUGAGAUGGAGUGCCUGGGAGAGGGGAGCCUGUCAUAGAGACACACCGCCUCCCUCCCUCUCUGUACUCCCCCAGCUCUGAGAUGGAGUCACAGGGAGAGGGGAGCCUGUCAUAGAGACACACCGCCUCCCUCCCUCUCUGUACUCCCCCAGCUCUGAGAUGGAGUCACAGGGAGAGGGGAGCCUGUCAUAGAGACACACCGCCUCCCUCCCUCUCUGUACUCCCCCAGCUCUGAGAUGGAGUCACAGGGAGAGGGGAGAGGGGAGCCUGUCAUAGAGACACACCGCCUCCCUCCCUCUCUGUACUCCCCCAGCUCUGAGAUGGAGUCACAGGGAGAGGGGAGCCUGUCAUAGCGGCUGAGAGACACCGCCUCCCCUCCCCUCCCCUCUGCAGCUUCUCAACUCACCUAAAUUAAAAGAAAACACAGUAUUUGAAAAUAAAAAUGGAUUUCCUGACAUUUCUGUGAGUCAUAGAGAUGGUGGGUGGUUUUGGAAGCAAGAGAGAGAGAGGGAGAGGGAGGGGAGAGAGAGA